Ramularia collo-cygni is the source of this 1311-nucleotide messenger RNA. RefSeq lists its product as uncharacterized. The transcript is spliced from 2 exons. NCBI's taxonomy places the organism in Eukaryota, Fungi, Ascomycota, Dothideomycetes, Mycosphaerellales, Mycosphaerellaceae. The record is from RefSeq and is a predicted model, not a curated record. Bases 1 to 1311 code for a protein of 436 amino acids.
AUGUCCAGCGAGAUACUUCGAUGCGCGGAUCUACACAACAACAUCGUUCGAUUCGGAUGGCACGUCACCUCGGCGCCCUUCGUCUCCUUCUGGGAGAAGCAUUCACACCACCAACCGAGGAUCGAAGAGCUUGCGAGUGAGGACGUGAUCGCUUUUUAUAAGAAAGCUCUGGUACCAGCGGGAACAAUUUCGGCAGAGGAUCCAUACCAAAAUCUGUUUUACUACAUACAAGGCCUUUCUCGACCAUGGGACAAUCUACCUGGAGACUCACCGGAUAGGUUGAAAUAUAGGGGGAAUGGCCGCCGCUACAUCCUGUUCUACAUGGCCACCAGUGUUCUUGGUGGCCAUCAGGGCGGCAUAAUUCUCGAUCAGCAAACUGGCCUGGCGUCCGUGCAGCCAGACUUCCUCUCCGUGGAGCCGUGUAUCAUGGCGUGGCAGCCUCUUUCCGCAAUUCUCGCCACCUAUCUCGGUCUGAUCACGCUGGGAAAGAUCAGUCCCGCAAACUACAAGCCCGCCUCAGAACCACCAAGACCUGGGAGAAUAGGGCCGCCAUACCCCUGGAAAUAUCACUCGUACUCCUCGKAGAUCCUCGUAAGAACUCUCAACGCCUACCAUGGCUUGAUCUCCGCCAUCGAAGCGGCACUCGAUGUCCCCACACGAGAGCGAGACCACGAGCUGACAGUCUAUCUCYCCACUCACUCCAAUCUUGACGCUGCAGGCUUCCCAAAAGCUGCCUUCGCCCGCUCCUUUCUGACUAGAGCUCGACGUCCACGCGGUCCAAAACGCAUUCAAUUCAUUGCGCCUGGGAUUGAACUUCCUUCCACUACAUCCAUCAGGAACCAGCCCUUCAAAGCUGUGGCGAAGAGACAUCGGUUCGCAAGUGUGGUGCCAGGACUGCCAUCUAUUAAUGACGAAGAUGAGAGCAAUCCACUAUAUCCCCCUUUUCUGCUCUUCCCUGGGCUCGGUGUCAGGGCCAAGAAAGAUUCAGGAGAUGACACCGUUUUCGCAGCGCCUUUCAAUCAGCUGGAGGACUGUCCUGUCGGGCUGUGGGUUGACAAGGCGGAACCAUGGAGUGGGAGGGGUGGCGAGGACGAAGCUGUGGUGGUUUUACCUCUUGAGCCUCCGCGACGUGGCCAUGCAACAUUCGAGGCAGGAACGAAAUUACCACUCUUCGCAGUGCUCGAGGAGUGGACAGGACUGGUAGAAAGUGGACAGUGGAAAGUGGAUGAUAGAGGCGUGGUGGGCGAUAUUGAUCUUUUACAGGACGAGAAAAGUGAGACAAGGGGUCGCACCAGAACGAGAGACGUAUGA